Messenger RNA from Dunckerocampus dactyliophorus (ringed pipefish), 2102 nucleotides. RefSeq names its product zinc finger BED domain-containing protein 4-like. The transcript is spliced from 9 exons. Gene Ontology annotation, molecular function: DNA binding. The record is from RefSeq and is a predicted model, not a curated record. The coding region runs from base 427 to 1857 and encodes 476 amino acids. NCBI's taxonomy places the organism in Eukaryota, Metazoa, Chordata, Actinopteri, Syngnathiformes, Syngnathidae.
AUAAGUAAUAACUUUAUUUUACCGGCAAAGCCGGUGGCAGCAAUGAAAAGAGGGUCUUGCGUGUGGGGCGGGUAAGGAAGACGGAAGUGAGAUGAUGCUAACCCAUGCUAUUCCGUCGUAUAAAUGCCAUGUAACCAUAAUGUCCGUAUGAGUAUAGAGACGUUCACCGUCACCGGAAGGCAGACAUGCUAACAACAGCUAGCACUAGCGGCUAAAGCAAGCUAGCCUAUUUGCAGCCCACCUCGAACGACGCCUCCAGUUCAUCCACCAGCGUGUUGCUUCCCUGGCUCCGGUUCGUCGUACCGGGGAAUCCGGUUUGGCCCGGUCCACCCGCACCGGCGACGGGAUGUGCAGUUGGCGGUUGUUGACCUGGGAACAUCCCGUUCAUAGACGACGCCAUUGCUGGACCGCCAGGAGAAACGUUCUAUGGCUUGGGAUCACUUCACCUUGGUUUCUCCUAAUAAGGUGCGGUGUUUGAUUUGCCCACAAGAGUUGGCAUAUCAUGACAACACCUCCUCCAUGAUGCGGCACCUCCGGUCCAUCCAUCAUGUUGGAACACCUCAGAUGUCAAACCAAACUUUCAAUCCUCCUCCUGCCGUGUCAAGGAAGCAACAACUUGAUGCUGCAUUGGUGGACAUGAUUGUUGUUGAUAUGCAACCAUUUUCCAUCGUGGAAGAUAAAGGUUUCAAGGCCUUUGUCAACCUUUUGGACCCCACCUACAUUAUCCCGAAUAGGAAGGCCUUGGGAAAAAAGGUGGAUGACAAAUACAAGGCUACCAAGGAGAAGGCUAUGGCUCUUGUGAGCAAGGCCUCUGCUGUUAGCCUGACAGCAGACAUGUGGACUUCCAUUCAUAUGGACGCCUACUUGGCUGUAACGUGCCACUUUAUCACUGAGGAGGUGCAGCUUUCCACAGUGGUUUUGGGGGUUCAAAAGUUUCCCCAAACCCACACUGCAGCUCACUUGGCUGAGGCCAAAGAUGUCCUCAUGGAAGAGUGGGGAAUUAAGUGGAAGGUGACAGGCCUGGUCACAGACUGUGCUCCCAAUAUGAUUGCAUGUGCCAAUUUACUACAUCUUCGGCACAUAAUGUGUUUUGCACACAUGCUGAAUUUGGUGGUAAAGCGGUCCCUUGCCCAAACCCCAGAACUAGAGGACAUCCGGAGUCGGGGGCGCAAGAUUGUUGGGCAUUUUAAGUCCAGCACCGCAGCCAAACAAAAGCUCUCUGAGAUGCAGCGACAGCUGGCCAGGCCAGAACAUAAAUUGAUUCAGGAGGUGGACACAAGGUGGAACAGUACUUUUGCCGUGUUGGAAAGGCUGUUUAAUGAAAGAGAGCCAAUGGGUGCAGCUCUGGCCAGCCUCUCUUCAGACCUUACCCCAUUCACCUCAGAGGACUACCAGGCGAUGCACCAGUGCCUGGAUGUCCUGAAGCCAUUUCACCAGGCCACAGUGGAGCUUUCUGAGGAAAAACAGGUGUCUGCCUCGAAAGUCAUACCACUAGUUAAAAUGCUAAAACAUUAUAUCUCGAGCAGAUGUGGCCAUAUCACCCACCCACUGGGUAUGAAACUGGCCACCAAUUUAAAAAAUAAUUUAAUUGAAAAGUUUGCAAUGUUGGAGAAGGUCACAGCACUUUCUAUGGCAACCUUACUAGACCCGAGGUUCAAGGAGCUGGGGUUCUGCAGCCAAGUCUGUGCCCAAACGGCCAUAGAGAGACUUAUAAGGGAGUGUGCAGGAACAAUGCAUAUCGAACUGCCUGCUCAGUCACAGCCACAGUCACCACCAAGAGCAGCCCCUUCAAAUCGACUGGAGGAUGACAGUCUUUGGCACUCCUGGACAGGCAUGUUGGUGCUCAACAACAGGUGACCAACACAACUGCCAGUGCGACAGUGGAGGUUCAGAGGUACUUAAAGGAAUCCCACAUUCCCAGAGCAGAGGACCCACUCAAGUACUGGAUCACCCACAAAGUACUUUUCCCACACCUUUACAAGCUGGCAGUAAAAUUUUUAUGCACACCAGCCUCCUCUGUGCCAUGUGAGAGGAUUUUUUCCAAGGCUGGUGAAGUCGUCAGCCAAAGACGGAACAGGCUGAAACCAGCCACAGUUGAAAAA